UUCCGCUUGGGCCUAAUGCGGCCCAUCUCUCUCUGUGACGCACGCGUCGCGUCGCUGUCUUGUCUGAUCGGGAGGAUAAUCCCCGCUCCCACACGUCCGCCCCACAACCGCUUCCGCGGGGUCGCAUAUUCGCACGCGCACCGCUUCCAGAACCUUCCACUCCAUCCCCAACCCAAGCGGCCGCUGCUACGGCUACUGCCCAAUCCCCACCACCUACCUACCACCCUCCCCUCCCCUCCCCGUCCUCCUCCUCCGCCGCCGCCUUCCUGCGCGGCGCACCCCGUCUCCCUCCGCGAUCCGAUCCCCGUUCCUGGCGCGCGGAGAUCUCCCCGCGGUGAUCACGCCCGCCAGGUGUUUGUGUCUGUGCCUCGUCACGGGCCCAUUCCUCCGCCCUUCGGUCACGCGCAUACCGUGCCCAUCCGCGCCACAUCAAGGCUUGCACGGGCGAGAAGAGAACCCCCGUCUCGUCUCUGGUGCCGGAAGGCGCGGCCCUCGGCGAUGGGCUCUGCCGCUGCCAUGAGCCACCGGAUGAUGAACCCGGUGAAGGUGGAGGGCCGCCCCUCCCCCUCCCCCUCCCCGACGGCGGCCGCCGGCGGCGGCGGAGGGGCGCCGAGGCCGAUGGACGGGCUGGCGGACGCGGGCCCCACGCCGUUCCUUGCCAAGACCUACGACAUGGUCGACGACCCCACCACCGACGCCGUCGUCUCAUGGAGCGCCACCAACAACAGCUUCGUCGUCUGGGACCCGCACCUCUUCGGCACCGUGCUGCUGCCGAGGUACUUCAAGCACAACAACUUCUCCAGCUUCGUCCGACAGCUCAACACCUAUGGCUUCAGAAAGGUGGAUCCUGACAGGUGGGAAUUUGCAAAUGAGGGAUUCUUGCGAGGGCAGAGACACCUUCUCAGAAAUAUUAAGCGCCGGAAACCUACACACGGGUCUCAGAAUCAGCAAUCUCUUGGCUCCUACCUUGAGGUGGGGAACUUUGGACAUGACGUGGAGAUAGAUCAGUUGAAAAGGGACAAGCAGCUCUUGAUGGCUGAAGUGGUGAAGCUCAGGCAGGAGCAACAGAACACAAGGUCAGAUCUGCAAGCCAUGGAAAAGAGGCUGCAAGGAACUGAGCAGAAGCAACAGCAGAUGAUGUCAUUCUUGGCGCGAGUCAUGCAGAAUCCCUUGUUCAUACGCCAGCUGAUCUCCCAGAGUGAGAUGAGGAAGGAGCUCGAAGAUGCCAUCUCGAAUAAAAGACGGCGCCGCAUCGACCAGGGACCUGAAGCUGUCGAUAGCAUGGGCACUGGCUCUACCCUGGAGCAAGGGUCACAUGUAAUGUUUGAGCAGCAGGAGCCAGUGGAUUCGUUUGUGAACGGUGUCAUAUCCGAUCUUGAAAGCUCGUCCGUCGAUACAAAGGGAGCUGAGGUGCAGCAGAGUGUCGCUUCCAGCCGUUCGGAGCAACUUAGAGGCAGGCCCAGUGGAGAGCUGAAUGAUGAUUUCUGGGAGGACCUGCUGCAUGAAGGGGGCCUCGGCGAGGAGGCCAGCAACCUUGUGGUUCCAGAUGACAUGAACUUGUUGGCUCAGGAGAUGCACUAGCUCGACUCGAAGAACACGAAAUGUGGACAGUAAUGCAUCGCCGAGCAGCCCUGAGAAUCCUCACCAGAAAGCCUGUUGUUAUAUAUGUGUACAUAUAUGUCUUGUGUCGGCCAUGAUCAGUCAGUCGAGUAGCUCGCUGCUGCCUCCAGUGAUGAUGGUAUUGGUACCAUAUUAUCUUGGUGUCGUUUUUUUCCAUCAAUGCCGUAUUUACUGUUUAGUUCAGCUUCUGGGAGGGUUACCAUAUUAUCUUGGUGUCGUUUUAUUUUCGUCAAUGCCGUGUUUACUGUUUAGUUCAGCUUUUGGGAGGAUUCUAGCUGGGAUGCUUGCGAAUUACCCGUAUGAGAAUAAAUAUGAUAGUGUCCAGUAUAUAGCACAUAUAUGUGCAGUGAUUGUAUUUGGAUGAUAUCGAUGUACAGUAUCCUGCUGUGUCCAUGUAUAAUGUACUUGCUACCAUCUUCUUUUA
This is a messenger RNA of Hordeum vulgare subsp. vulgare (domesticated barley), 2044 nucleotides long. RefSeq names its product heat stress transcription factor A-2e-like. Lineage: Eukaryota; Viridiplantae; Streptophyta; Magnoliopsida; Poales; Poaceae. Gene Ontology annotation, molecular function: RNA polymerase II cis-regulatory region sequence-specific DNA binding; DNA-binding transcription factor activity. Bases 16 to 1581 code for a protein of 521 amino acids. The transcript is spliced from 2 exons. Gene Ontology annotation, cellular component: nucleus. The record is from RefSeq and is a predicted model, not a curated record. Gene Ontology annotation, biological process: regulation of transcription by RNA polymerase II.